Drosophila subpulchrella is the source of this 1504-nucleotide messenger RNA. RefSeq lists its product as uncharacterized. The transcript is spliced from 2 exons. The coding region runs from base 52 to 1236 and encodes 394 amino acids. Lineage: Eukaryota; Metazoa; Arthropoda; Insecta; Diptera; Drosophilidae. The record is from RefSeq and is a predicted model, not a curated record.
CCCAGUGGCUCUGAACAAGCGAUUCAGACAAAGCACAACCAGAUCUGGUCGAUGGCAACCUCAAAUAUAGCGUUUGGCGCAUCGGUAGCCCUAUUUCUGUUGUUGUGGGCUGGCGCAGGACAUUGUCAGGUUGGCUACGUGCGUCACUUGUCGGAACUGCGGAUCAAGGAGCUUAAGGACUUAGCGGUUCGUAUGCAAAACUCAAUUAACCCCGACAAGUAUGCCUGCGAGAGUUACUUUGACUACGUCUGUAGCCGCAAUCGUCCGCUCUUCUCGAUCAUGGGACACAUGCCGCAGAUGAGCGAUCUUAUGCAGUUGCUGACUGAGCUCCAAAAUGACCCAGAGCAGUUUGAGGCAAAGCAAAAGAUGAUGGACUUUUUUAUCUCCUGUAACUCACAGCACGCAUUGGAAGACUGCUAUCGUGAAACCUUUGAGUACUUCAAGCCGCUUUUCGGGUACAUUGUUACAAAAAACCUCCUCAAUGGAGGAUCCCAUGAGUUGGACGACUUUCUGGGCAUUUUAGACCGCUUCGUUGCCAGAAUGCAAAAAGAAAGAGAGUCAAAUCCCGUUCUCGGUAAACUGGCAACGUACAAGCAGAAGUUCAAGACGCCGCGCAUCUACUUCCAUGCCAGAGACCUAAGCCAGGAAUAUAGGGACGUGCGCAUCUAUCGGGAGAGCUACGAGCAUAACAUCCGCAACCUUGAGCUGCACCGAAAACAGAAUUCGACCUACGAGCUGGGGGUUCAGCGAACAAUGCUGGAUUGGAGCAUGUACCUCUUUCAGAGCCGGAACAAGCCCAUGUCUUACUACUACUCCACAUUCACCGUGCACUUGUACAUGAUGGUUUUUAACAGCCGGGAGCGUCAGCGCGAUUUUACGCGAUUUCGCGAAGAAGUAGAGUGUCUGAGGCUGCCGCAAUUUGUCAAUGUACUGGACGAGGCCAGAAUGCUGGCCGUGAUCUACUUAAAAAGUUUCCGGGCCGCCUGGAUAGACUACAGCGCCUGGACCAACGCGCCACCACAAAACAAUGGGAUUUACGAUCAAGAGAACGGUAUCCUUCAGAAAUACCACCUUGACAAUAAGCGCAUCUUUUUUACACUCUAUGCCCAGAACUUCUGUGAGUUUGGCAAGGAUCUGGCCGAGCACGUCUUCUUUCUGGGCCUCAAGCAGAAUAAAGACUUCUUUGACAUAUACUCAUGUGGUUUCCAAACGGAAAACUCUAUGACGUGUGUUUAAUUGAUCGAACUUUGUAUUACAAUAAUCUCUACAUAUAUAUGAUUUUAAGAUAUAAUAUAUAAAGUAAUUCAUAAAAAAUUGUAUAUAUACCACGGGACGAAGCGGACAAGGAAAGUGUGCGAUGGCGACUACUAUUUAUCAAGCGAAAACACCUUUUAACGAGGUAAAAGGUCGUGACGAUUGCACAUUCAACAUACAAAACUACUGAUAUCAAAUUUUGUGUCGAACAAUUAUUAUACAUUCGCCUAAAUAAAUACACUUCCGUACA